This is a messenger RNA of Mytilus trossulus (common blue mussel), 1188 nucleotides long. RefSeq names its product interleukin 17-like protein. Gene Ontology annotation, cellular component: extracellular region. The coding region runs from base 59 to 637 and encodes 192 amino acids. The record is from RefSeq and is a predicted model, not a curated record. The transcript is spliced from 2 exons. NCBI's taxonomy places the organism in Eukaryota, Metazoa, Mollusca, Bivalvia, Mytilida, Mytilidae. Gene Ontology annotation, molecular function: cytokine activity.
CAUCUCUCAGCAAGAAACCACACCAAUUCAACAUUAACUCCCAACAACUGCUGGCAUUAUGCUUUUGUAUGUCUCUGUCGCUGUAUUGUGUUAUGCUGCUCUAGUUGUUUCAACACCACUGCCUUGUCAGGACCCAGUCAACCUUGAUGGGAUGUGGAAAAAACUCCAAGCUGAAAACGGAAAUAACGUCUUGGAACGUAUACCUUAUGAAGUUUCCAAUCUCAAACAAGAAUUAGUUAAUGGGAAGUUAACAUUUGGUGAAACAUCUUGCCCAAGUAAUUCUUUAGAAUUACUGAAAACAAUAGGUGCCUCUCUAUAUCACAGAUCAACAUGUCCAUACUAUUACGUCAUGGAAGAGGAUACUAAACGCUAUCCUAAAAUGAUAACAGAAGUACGCUGUCGUUGUCAAGGUUGUCUAGAGAAAUCAGGACAAAGCGAUUUCAAUGUAUGCGAACCUGUUACCUUACCUAUGAAAAUGUUAAAAAAUACAGGAGUCUGCGAAAAUGGUGUGUGGAAAUACGAGCCAUAUACUCACCAUCUACCCGUCACUUGUACAUGCGCAGUUGGACGUGAAAAGGAAAACUCUAUUCUGAUGACAAGUCCUCCACUCGGUGCUGAUGGGCCUGAAUCCAUGUAAACGUUAACCAACUUACUAACUAUCGAUGCAACGGAAGCAGGGUAAAUCAUGGAUAAAGAACAAAUCCAAAUCAAUGUAAGAAUAAGAUCUGAAUCCAUGAAAACGUUAACCAACUUACAACCAAAUCAGGGUAAAUUAUGGAUAAAAAACAAAUCCCAAUCAAUAUUAGAUAUAAUAUUGGUUACCAUUGUCUUUCUAUCUAACUUGCCGUUAUUCCAGUAUGUGUAAUGUGUUCACUGCCAACAUUUUAUUAUAAAAAAAACGUUGUUAAUGUAUGUAAACGUGAAGUGUAUGUGAAGACUUGAGUGAAUCUGUGACUAAAAUGACUAAAACAUUGUGUAUGAUGUUGUGUAAUUAACAUUGGUAAACAUGUGUAUGCUAUGAAAGGAUCUGUUAACACCUGUCUCAUUUCGUAUAAACAAUACUCAUCCAACAUGUGCCUCAUUCAAAGCAAAUGCUGUGACGGAAAAGUACAUUUUGUUAUCUUUUUUUAUAUGUUUUUAAGAAUUUAUUUAUACAUGUGCAUUUAAUAAAAUUUGUUAAUAACUUAA